UCCCGCAUGUCCGCCCACGGGACGAUCUCAGCGACCGUUACUACCAAUGCCUCCUCUGAACUCACCACAAAUUACUGAGACCCAGCAUCCAGUUCCCAUACAAGGACCGCAACGGUUAUGGAUCCAUCGACAGAACGUCACGCAAAGCGACCAGGUAGAUCUGGAAGUCCAGAGACAGCAACAGGCACAGUCCCAACCUCAUAUAUACAACUACACUCAGCAUCUACAACAACUCCAGUGGCAACAACAGCAACUUGUGCAACACGAAUACGAACGACAACGACACCAGCAGCUACAGGGCAACGCAAAUCUUGGAAUAACAGAAUUAAUGGGCCACGUACACUCAACUAAUCCUGGACUUUAGUACAUCUGAGUUACCCCUUCCCUUCCUCCAUCAAACCCUGGCAAAGAAUCAAUCGUCAAAAGAGAACAUAGUGAGUUCAAUCGGUGGAUAGGGAUAUACCUAUGUGCCCCGCCGGCUGAGUCGAGUAUAAGUUAUGCAUCGUUCCAGAUCUGGCAGACGGGGCUUUUCGCGGUUCGGAUGCUUAUUGCGA
This is a messenger RNA of Aaosphaeria arxii CBS 175.79, 554 nucleotides long. RefSeq lists its product as uncharacterized. The record is from RefSeq and is a predicted model, not a curated record. NCBI's taxonomy places the organism in Eukaryota, Fungi, Ascomycota, Dothideomycetes, Pleosporales. The transcript has a single exon. Bases 47 to 364 code for a protein of 105 amino acids.